CACUUGAAGCAUGGUUGAAGCGUGGCUUCUGAAAGAAUGUGGUGGCAUUUUCGUUUCCUUUGAUUGAUUUUGGUUUUAUCUGAAUUAUUGAUUAAAGUGAUUGAUAAACACGGUUAUUAAUUCAACCGAAAAAUUUCAUUUUUGUCUCUGAACAUUAGUAGGAAGCAAGAAUUUCAAGGUUAUCUUCUAGAAACGCCACUAUUUAGAAAUUCACUGAUGUAACCAUUGUUAUAAUCGAGCUAGUUGGAGGUUGGAUUAUGAUCAUUCAGCAACCUGACAUCAAGUGAAGUGACAGUGCCUGUGGAUAAUCUAGAUGCGGAUCUAUCGGUACCGAGUAUUGAAGUUUUAUCUUCUACCGAAAUUCUAGAAGAAUCUGCUUAUCCCGAUAUUUCUGCCAGUGAGGUUAUCUCUGCUGAUGCUGAGCCCAAUGUCAAACUGGAAAAUGUUCUAACUACAAAUAAUGUGCUUAAUGUGACCAACAAUGUGACCCGUAACAACGAGAGUGGAUCUAGUGAAGAUGACAUCCCAUCAUUCAGUGAAUGGACGUUAAAGGUGUUGGCGGAGGAAGAGAAAUCAGGUGCAAACGGAAGUACUGGUGUGCAAACCCCUGCUAAAUUAUCUAAAGUAUCUGCUCGGCGAAAAUUUGGUUCGUGAUUGAAUUAUGUGAAGCCAUUCAAGCUCAAAGGGUGGGCAUUGCCAAUUUCGAGUUAUUUUCAUCCUCGCCGAAGGAUUUCCGCGUUUACAUUAGCGACCGUUAUCCAACUCGGGAUUGGGCUUUGAUUGGUCUGUUCACCGCCGCUGAGGUCCAUUCAAAGUUUCACACUGGAAAGGCAGCUCCUUGGCAAGUUCGUUAAGGUGGAAUUGGUCAGUCACUAUAGCAAGGAACAUUUUUGUCCCAUCUCACUUUUUCACGUCUACGGUAACAGCGAAUACGAGGUGCUAGACAAUGAAGAAGAUUCCCGGACGGGAUAAAUUUCACACCGUCAAGAAGAGGAUUCAACAGAGGAAGAAAUGCUUUUGAUUUGAAAAAAAAUAACAGCAACACCGAUGUCGUCGUGGAAGGAAAAAAUUUAUUUGGGAGUGCCAAAGAUGCUGUCAUAAACAUAGUGAAGAAAGCAGCCGAAGUCCUUACCAAGAGUCCUGCUCCGCAAAGUGUGAUGGUGACCGUUAACGAAACAGAUAAUAAAGAAGCGAUACACCCAACUGUUUGCUACACAGCAGUCCAGCCGGUCAAUGUGUCACGAGCUAUCAACGGAUCUCUCAGCUGCGAAUGGAAAGAAUUGAAAUUUCUUGCCUCACUGCCUUGGCUUCACUCUUCGUUGCUCCUCCAAUGUCAGAAAGAGUCGUUUGAUCAAACAUUUUCUUCGGUAGAAUUGGCUUUCGCUGAAUCCAUAUGGACUCGGUCGACUAUUCAAGCUCUUUGCCACUGGAUCUUGCCAGAAGACCCGCACAUUCCAGCUUCAUUGGAAUCAGUCUCACCCCCAAUUGUGGAGUUGGAUGUGCCUGAGAAUGUAAAUCCGUGUACUGAAGCUCAACAGGUCGGUGAAGUGGAAUCCAUCGCUGCUGAGCAGCCCAGUGCUGAACAGAAUGAACUCGAAAAUUUGGAGCAGUUAUUUUCUGAAGAAAUGGGAACAGUAGCAACGUCGUCGGAUGACCUACCAAUCGGAAUGGAGACCAUUAUCCCAAAUGAUGGCUUCUUAAUUGAGCCUUCGAAGCCCAUUGGUGUACAACAGCAACAACAAGAGCAACAUCAACAGUAUGAUCAACAGCAGCCCCAGGAGCAACAGAUACAGCAACAACAACAUCGUCAGCAGCAGACACAGCCAAUAUUUGGAAGAGCUUAGCCGUCGGUACAAACGCCAAGUAGACAAUAUGCAGAAAUCGUUAAAUUGCACUCUACAGACUUUGAACGACACGUUGCAGCGAAUGAGCACGCAAGAAGAGCGUUAUCAAGUCGUACUAAGUCAGCUCCAUUUUGAUAUGGCCGAAUUAAAAACCUCGGCGUACAAACUGGCAGAGGAGAAUCUGGUCCUUCGAGCUCAGACAAUUGAACAGCACUUGUUUCUUAUGGUGGUUGAGGUGAUUGUCAUAGCAGUGUUGGUCGUCUUCCUUCUACGUAAUUUUACGCGGCCACAAUUUAAUCAGCCACCCGAUCCUCGUCAUUCUCCGACUCACCGACAAAAAGAGCACCAGCCAGCUCCAUUAGAUUUCCGGCUCGAGGUCGGUCAGAAGGUUGAAGAAGUCGAGAUGGUCAAAACAACUUUGCCCGUGUCCCUGAAUAUGUCAGAAAAGGCCUUGCAGCCAUACAAGACGAAAACUCAGGUUAGUCCAACACCCAGUCUUGCCGACAGCUCGAGCUCCGGAUGCGAGUCAGCUUUCAGUUUCCCAAAUUCAAAUUGUACAACAACAAGUCGCGAUCCAAGUCCAGUUGAUGGUAACAGAGCUAGGGGCAAAUCGAGCAAGAGUGGUAGCAAGAAACAGCAGAAGAAAAGGAAACAAAGUCUUAAUAAUGUCCUCCCCAACGACAAAGCAUCCAUCUACCACUCGAAAGAUGCCAGGUCAACUAUACACCCCCCAAAAAUUCGCCUCAAAUCUGACAAUUGGGAAUGGCACUCUCGAGCUAAAAUCCUUGCAGCCCAAUUUAUUAAAGAAAACUACCAAACGAGUGGAAUGCGAAGUAGCUUUUAAAAGAAAGGAGCGCAGAAUCAUAAAAAAAGAAUAAGAAUCUGUACAGAGGAAACGAAAAAUUCCAAUGACCCUUACUUUUUUUUUGUACUUUUCUUUUUGAAGAAAAAGGGACAUUUGUUGUAUUUUUCUAGAUUGAUAGUUGAUUGAUUAAAAUGUUGACAGGGAAAAGGCCUAAAUCGGAUAUCCGCAUUUAUUAUUAUUUUUUUUUAGAGAUUGUUAUUCCGGCUCUAGUCGUGACAAUUGGAAAUGAAAAGCAAGCAAAAAAAAUAAUAAUAUCCUUUUCCCCUUCAUUGUAUGAUUUGCGAAAUUUUGCGCUAUUUCGUGUGAUAUUUUUGAUGACUUACUUACUGUACUUUUUCACGCGUUUCUUUAUCCUCCCAUCCGAAUACUUGCCCGUUCCGUUUCGGCUGACUUUUGAGACACAAAGGUAAAAACAAAAACAAAAAAUUUGGAAACCCGGAGCGGAUAAUCUCGUCAUUCUUUAAAAGUGUUAAGGACUCACCGGUAACUAGUAGCAAUUUUAAUUGUCGAAAGAUGCAUACAGAAUGAUGGAGACUAUCAGUGACUAAAAAACGUAAGUCAGCACGAGCAUAAAUUUGCGGGGAUAUUUAAACAAUUCAUGGGUUUCAUGUGAAUUUUCUACUUUUUGUGUCAUGACCGACAGCUUUUUGUUUUGUGUGUUCAAUUUUUUAACGGUAUAUACUCGCUUGCUGUUUCAAUACAAUUAGCUCGUUUUACAAUCCCA
Molecule: messenger RNA, 3433 nt
Organism: Daphnia pulex (common water flea)
Lineage: Eukaryota; Metazoa; Arthropoda; Branchiopoda; Diplostraca; Daphniidae
Product: SUN domain-containing ossification factor-like
Exons: 7
Coding region: 1759-2688 (309 amino acids)
Biological process (GO): protein folding in endoplasmic reticulum
Cellular component (GO): cytoplasm; membrane
Source: RefSeq, a predicted model, not a curated record